Molecule: messenger RNA, 3993 nt
Organism: Chanos chanos (milkfish)
Lineage: Eukaryota; Metazoa; Chordata; Actinopteri; Gonorynchiformes; Chanidae
Gene: osbpl2a
Product: oxysterol binding protein-like 2a
Exons: 14
Coding region: 160-1563 (467 amino acids)
Cellular component (GO): plasma membrane; perinuclear endoplasmic reticulum; cytosol
Molecular function (GO): cholesterol binding
Source: RefSeq, a predicted model, not a curated record
CCCCUGUGUCAGACUUCCAAACUGUGGGCUGAGGGUUGUCCCGUUGGAGUAAUAAGGAGCUGUCGGCCCUAGGAAAGCGCAGGUAUCAUUCAUCAUUCAGGUUCCUACUGUGGAGGAACAAUGCCCUCUGACUGACACUAUCUGGAGUAACUAACCACCAUGAACAGCGAGGAGGAGUUCUAUGACGCAGAGACAGGUUUGGAAUCAGACGACUCCUGUGAAGUUAGCUUUAAAGAUGCCCUGGUUUACGAGGGUAAACAGACCUCCAAUGGCAGUGCGCCACUGGAGAAUGGAGUGUGGGAGCGCAGGACAUCCCUUCCCGCCCCCAUGUUCUCCAGAAAUGACUUCAGCGUCUGGGGAUUCCUGAAGAAAUGCAUCGGCAUGGAGCUUUCCAAGAUAACGAUGCCCAUUGUUUUUAAUGAGCCACUGAGUUUUCUGCAGAGAAUCACAGAGUAUAUGGAACACACAUACCUCAUCCACAAAGCUUGCACAGUCUCUGACUCUAUAGAACGGAUGCAGCUUGUAGCUGCAUUUGCUGUCUCUGCGGUGGCUUCACAAUGGGACAGAACUGGAAAACCAUUUAACCCAUUAUUAGGAGAGACAUAUGAACUCACACGGGAGGAUGAGGGGUACAGACUGAUCUCAGAGCAGGUCAGCCACCACCCGCCCAUCAGUGCGUUCUACGCUCAGUCACUCAACCAGGACUUUGACUUUCACGGAUCUAUUUACCCCAAACUCAAGUUCUGGGGUAAGAGUGUUGAAGCUGAACCCAAAGGCACUAUGACACUGGAGCUGACCAAGCAUAGAGAGGCUUACACCUGGACAAACCCCCUCUGUUGUGUACACAAUGUAAUCCUGGGUAAACUUUGGAUUGAACAGUAUGGAACAGUGGAAAUAGUCAACCACAGCACUGGAGACAAAUGUGUGUUGAACUUCAAGCCGUGUGGGAUGUUUGGCAAAGAACUGCAUCGAGUGGAAGGCUAUAUCCAGGACAAAAAUAAGAAGAAGAGACGCGUUAUCUAUGGCAAGUGGACGGAGUGUUUGUACAGCAUAGAGCCAAAAGUUUAUGAAACCAAUAAGAAAGCCGAGAAGAAAAGUGGAGGGGAUUCAAAGAAACACAAGCAGGAGCAGAGUUCUGGUGGUGAUGAUGCUGAUGAAAUGCCAGAUGUUCAGGAGACAGUCGUUGUGAUCCCAGGGAGUACACUGCUGUGGAGGGUAGCCCCGCGCCCCCCCCAUUCUGCUCAGAUGUAUAAUUUCACCAGAUUUGCCAUGACUCUGAAUGAACUGGAGCCUGGCAUGGAGCAGGUCUUGGCGCCCACAGACUGUCGUUUCAGGCCUGACAUUAGAGCUAUGGAGAAUGGUGACAUAGACACAGCAAGUCGAGAGAAAGAGAGACUUGAGGAAAAGCAGAGAGCUGCACGAAAGGAACGUGCUAAGGAUGAACAGGAGUGGUCCACCAGAUGGUUCCAGCACGGCACAAAUCCCUAUACUGGCAAUGCUGACUGGAUCUACAAAGGUGGCUACUUUGAUAGGAAGUACUCAGAGCUUCCUGAUAUCUACUGAUUGACUGGGAAGAGCAGGAGUAACGUGACAUACUCCUGGCCCAUAUCAUCUCAUCUCAUCUCCUCUAUAAGCUCCUAUCAUCAUAAUGUUCUUUUUUCUUUGCCAUUGGAAUGUGAGAUUCAAACUAAUGGUUUACUGGACUAACAGAACCUCCCCUCCCCCCUCCACAGAAACUGUACUGGAAUCUGGGAAUUCAUGCGACUGAAUUAAUUUAUUUUUAAAGGUAGGGAAUGCCUUAUAAAACUGCUUAAAAUUGUUAUACUCAAUAUGUGUAAUUUUGUUGUUUUGUUCAGUCCUUCCCCUUUUUCAUGAUCCACUCUUUUUACACUCAGGUAUUCAUUUUAUGGGUACAAAUUGUCACUGAUGACAAUGCUAUGAUGUCAUCAGCAAGGAGAGAAAAUAAUUGUAUGGCUAUAUACUGUGAGAUUACCCUGAAAUUGGAAAAGAAGAAUGUGAAAAAGAGAAAAUGUAAAUGUAAAUUUGUUUAUUUUCAGACUCAUGCAAAUGUUUUAUCAUCUUAACAGUAUGUUAUAAUAUGUCCAAAAUUGUGACCUCUGUGAUGGUAGGCAGGACUCAAGAACUGACAGUGAGAAAAUUGUGAUCUUAUUGGUGACUGUAAUGAGGAUGACUGGACUUUGUAGAGAAGGUGGGUGUGGCUAAGCCAGCCUUUCUGUUUGGUUAUAACAUGUUCAGUCCCAGUGGCAGGGCUCACUCAGGCCAGUUUUACUUUAGUCUUUAUGGAUACGGGGAGUUUACUUAAACACAUAUGCUCAAUCUCCACAUGCAUGCUUGAUAAUGUUACAAAUCUGAUUGUAUGAUUUUUUUUUUCUUUUUUGUGACUAGAUAAAUGAAAGCUGCUUAUAACAAUGUUUACUUAGAAGGUAAACACGUAGUUUUUUUAAUGAUAGAGAACUAAUUAACAGUACUUAAUAAUCCAGUUAAGAAGAUAAAUGUAACCAUACAUUGGUUUUUGUGUGUUUGUGGUUGCCAAAGCAAUUUUUUUCUUGUAGAAACUAAAGCCAUAGAAUUCGUUAGGACUGCAAGUUUGUAUUUUGUGGGUGACGUACAGGUGCACAAAUAGAUAUACUGACAUGGAGAUGGGUGCUAUUCAGUUUUUAUUUUUAGCACUUGUGACUAGUGAGUGUCAAGGUGCUUCACAUCAGCACACACACACACACAUAUAAACACAAAUGAAGAUAAUGGGGAAAUAAAUAAGAGAGGCACCACCAUAUUCAGACACAGAAACUCAAAUACUGUGCUUUGGACACAGAAAGUGUCAGAAUCUAUGCAAACAUCCAUCAAAAUGUCUGUCUGUCCUUGUAAUGUACGUUUGGGAGAUGUGUUGUUUUAAAAGAAUGUCAUUGUUCAUGUAAAAUACUUUGGUUAGCCUUAUGCAGAUCAGUCAAGCAUGUUGGUCCCUUUGCUUAAGGUUUUGUCGGCUGUUUUUUGCACAGCAUUUGGGUGUUCUUUGUUUGGGCAUAAAGUUUGGGCUAUAGUACGGCGUUUAAUGUGGGGGUGUUGAGUUUGGGUGGGAGGUUGUUUAUAUGACUAAAUAUUAAAAAAAAUUCCCCUAUUCCAAAAUAAUAUAGUCAGUCCCAAAUAAUUGAUAGCUGUUGUGUAGUGUAUUAGUUUUUAAAAAAAAUCACUCAGUAAUGUGGUCCAUGUACAGUAGACUAGAGGGCUGUAAUGAAAUCUCUAUAGAGUUUUUGAACAUUUUUAGUAACAUAUUUGAUCAGAGAGGUGAACAUAUAUUUAUCCUCUUUGAUUUAUAUAAUGUAGUUUGGCAUGUCUAAACAUACACUAGAACAUAUUAGUCAUUAGAUAUCAUACUGUUCCUGAGUAUCAAUUUAUUUUUAUUACAUGUGAACAGAGAUGCCACACCGACUCUGAAACAGAAACCUGACCCUCUUGUUCAGCAAGCAGCUAAAAGCAUAACGUGAAAGCCCUAGACACUGAUGAUGUGUACAGACGAGAAUGUUGACUUUCGUCCUCAUUUGCUCCAUAGUGUGUUGUUAUCUGCAUCUGUCACUGUUGCUGUUAUAAGAUCAUGCUUAGUUAAUGUAUAAAUAGACCCAUGCAGGUCACACAAAAUGCAGCCAUGUAAAGCAGACAUGUAAUGUUGAGAAAUAUGGCAUUUAGCAUCAGCGAGGUGGAAAAUCUUGGGUGUAAUGUUAAAGGUGUAUAAUGUUAUCAUUGUUGAAUGUGACACAUUGAAUGCCAGCAUCAUGAAAUCCAGGAUUUUACAAACACUAUUUAAAAUGUAGAAAUAUAUGUUCUUUUACGCCUCACAUGGAGGCUUUACAUAGUUGCAUUUAAUACAGUGUGGCCCCCUUUUUUACUACAAGUGGACAGAAUCACACAAAACUGGUGAUCAAAGUACUGUUCACUGUCUAAUGUCAUGUAAAUCUAGUCAUUUGUAUUCUAGCAAUA